GUUUAUUUUCCCGGCAUCUUCCCGCCAUAUUUGAAUAACGGAGAUUUCAAGAUUUAUUUAUUUGUUUAUUCAUCAAAAAAUGGUUGAAAAUCCUAGGGUAACUGAUGAACAAAAUGGGGCAGUGAUAACUGAAGAUGAAGCGGCGUUGUAUGACCGACAGAUCCGACUCUGGGGACUUGAUGCUCAAAAAAGGUUAGAAAUAUCGAACGUGUCUUCGUGUCGUCAAGAUUCAUUUAAGCUUAUAUUCGAAAGCUUUUGUACUGUAUGCUGGUGAAAAUUUCGUGCAAAAUUAUGUUAAUUCCAUGCUUAAUAUAAAGAUAAACAUAUUGAUUUGAUCGUUUACCUAUUUGUGUUGUUUUGUGUUUUGUGUAUUUUGUGUUUUGAAGACUUGACCCUUUUAUGAGCGUAGUGACCGGAAGUAUACAUGGGAAUCUAUGCCCGAGGGUUAAGCCCCGGUCCUUUUAUAUGUGAUGUCAAUACGCAAGUGAAGCGGAUACGUUUCCAUGUGACUGAACAACUGGCCAUAUCUCUAACAUGCAGCACAAACUAAUGCAGCUGUAGAAUGCACCUAUUUGUUACCCUUUGUGAGGUCCCAUGCAGGGACUCCAGAGAGAAAGGGGCAGAAAUGCUUUGAUCAGUGUGAGAUUCUGAGAAAUUGCCACAUACCCCUCCCCCACCCCAACAUUUUGUCGUAAGGGAAGGGGUAGGUGGGAAGUUUCCCAGAAUAUUAUACUACUCCAAGUACUCAUCAUAAAUCUAAAGGAGACCAUCCUGGGUGUGGGACUGUAUAUAAUCAGCGGCAUAAAAGACAUUUUUGAGUGCUUUCUUCCUUUUUUUUUCCUUUCCUUUCUUUACACAUAAACCUAAGCAAUAACUGCUUGCAUAAAAAUGUUGGUAUUUUAUCCUGUGUAGCCUAAGUGAUACCAGAAUAAUAUAAGUGUGGUAGAAUUUACACCCCUAAACAAGACAAUAAACCUCCCUCUUUCUCUUUGGAAUUUCCUUGCCAGAGCAGGGUGACAUGUUUGUAGCCCUACAAUGUACUGUAACUAUAAGUUUGAAUGGUAAAGACAUUCUGUUUAAGUAUGCUGAUGAUACUAGUAUUGUUUCGCCCGUGUGGAAAGAACAGGAUAACUCAGUAGAUAUAGUAAGAACGUUUAUGGAAUGGUCAGAGAAGAACUGUAUGUCUUGUAAUAGCAAAAAAUGCAAGGAGCUAGUUAUCAGAAAGAAAAGCUGUACGAAUGUGUUUACGCCAGUUUUCGGCAUUCCACAAACUUGUCAACUUUCUGUCCUUGGGUCAAUAUUACAGGAUAAUUGCCGAUUUGAUUGUCAUGUGCAUGUAAAGUUGAUUAAGGCGAAUAAGUGCUUGUUUAUAUUAAGAUCCUUACGUUGCCAGGGUUGGGUUGGGUUGCCAGUAUAUGGAGCUUCUGAGGCGGAGCUGACAGCAAUGCAGUGUUUUCUAGAUAGAUGUUACAAACGUAAAUAUACAUCUAAAUCAUUUUCUAUCAAGCUCCUUCUAGAAAAGCAGGAUAGAAAAGUAUUUCGUAAGGUAUCUGGCAUAGACCGACACCCUCUAAGGGGACUAUUACCCAAGAAGAAAGUAUUGACUUAAGGAAUCGAGCAAGUCAGUAUCCGACAGUUAAUACAGAUAGAUUCAGGAACUCUUACAUUUAUCGCUUAAAUUUUAACUGCAAUUUAGCUAUGUAAGCGUAUUUUUUAUUUUUUUUUUAUUGUAAAUAACUUAAAUAUAUAUACUUUUACUCAAAUAUUGUAACAUAAGAUAUGUAUUUUUUAUCUUGUGUGGAAAUAAAGACUAUUAGUAUAUUAUUAUUAUUAUUAUUAUUAUUAUUAUUAUUAUUAUUAUGCAUGGACUUCAUUCAUGCUAGUUUUGAGGCAAAAACAGUUAUACUAAUAGAUGUGGGGUUGAAGAGUGUAGGCAUUAUUAAACCUGUGUGGAGUCUAGCCACAAAUCAAUUCGGUCUCAUUGGCCGUUUUCACACUUACAGAGACAGAUUAUCCGUCGAAGACGGAUAAUCCAUCUUCAAAAUCUUUCAAGAUUGAGGGAAAAACAGAUGGAUAAAGUCAGGUGGAUUGUCCAUACAAAAUUAAGACCAUUCCGUUUUCAAAUUAGGACAUGUAAUCUGUCUGACAUGAAUUAUCCAACAGAUAACCUGUCUCAGACGGAUAAUCCGUCUCUAGUGUGAUUACAGCCAUUAACUGGGUUUUGGUUAAUGAAUGUUUUACUACUAUUUGUCAUAAGGUAAUAAUAUUAGUGUAUCAGCAUGCCAUAGCCUUAAUCAAACUUUUUCUUUUAGGCUACGAGCAUCCCGUGUUUUGCUGGUUGGUAUUAAAGGACUAGGUGCUGAAAUCUGUAAAAAUCUUGUGCUUUCUGGUGUGAAGUCUGUUACAAUCGUUGAUCCCAACCCUGUGAAUGAAGAAGAUUUUGUGUCACAGUUUCUAGUGCAGCGGCAGGACUUGGGAAAAAAUGUGAGUGUUUUGAGUCCAGGUUUUAAAUUCUUUACCUUUUAAAGAUAUUGUAGUUUUGUAAGCAUUUGCACUGAUAAGGUUUGAGUGUGUGAUGUCCAUACUUGAAAUUUUAUCCAAAGAAACUCACGUGCAACUCAGUUUUUCAACCCACUUUUCAGUGUCUAGAUAUCACAUGAAGUGCAGCUUCCCUUGUCUCAUAUAUUGCUUCAAAAAUUUAUUGGAAUAUUUCUGUAGCAAAAUUAAAUUUAUAUGUAACUAGAUGCUUCCAAAUGGAUGUUGAAGGCAUUCUAGGCUUUUUACACUAUUCAUACAAUGUAAUGCUUGUAAUGAUAAGCAAAGGUGAAAUACAUGUACAGACCCCUUCGAACAGCUUAGAACAGCGAUGUAUAAGCGCUAUAUAAAUUCCAUUAUUAUUAUAUUGUUACCCCUAAUUGGGUUGGGUGUGCAAAUGUAAAAUAAAUGGGAGGUCCAAGUAGAACAUCCCCUCAUUGUUAAGUUCUUCAGCAGUGAUCCAUGGGUUAAAGAACAACCCACCCAAUUGCCCAUGUUUUUACUUUAUCUGUUUAACUCCAAGAAGUGAUUAGCAUGUUACUUCUCCUUAGAAUAAUCACUACAUUGUCCAACAGACAGGUGAUGAGAAAAGGAAAAUGUAUCAGCCAGUGAUUAUCCUAAUAUAACCCUAACUUCUCUUAAUUAAUAUUCAAGGAAAUGUAUAGAAGCCAAAAGGGAGAAUUACUUGGUUAUUCUAUGAUCCUACCCUGGCUCACCCUUCUGGGUCAAGCCGUUACAGCUUGUCAUAGAUCGUCAGGCCAAUUUUCAUUCCCAUGCCUUUUUUUUCUGGCAGGCUCAGGGUGGUGGCAAUUUGUCACAAGCCUUAUUAACUUGUUAUUUUGUUUGUUUGUUUUUUUGUAGCGUGCUGAGUGUUCACUCCAGCGUGCCCAGCAGCUGAAUCCAAUGGUUGAAGUAACUGCUGAUGUUGAGGAUAUCUCUAACAAAGAUGACAGUUUCUUUCAGCAGUUUGACUUGGUUGUGGCAACAAACUGCUCUGCAGAUCAGUUGGUAACUAACCAAUUUUGUGAUUGUGUGUCAGAAAUACCCAGGUGUUCCUGUUCAGCAAAUCUUGUUCUCCGCUUUUCUGAAUAGGAAGCUUUUUAAUAUAUAUGUAACAACAAUGAAGAUGGCUAUAAUGAAGGCAAUUAGAAGAGCCUGUCUGCCCAAGAGACCAUACCACAGGCUCUAGUUACAGUUAUAGCUGCAAUGUGCCCCAGGAAGACAGUACUUACAUUGUGUAUUGUACAUGUAAUUCCUAGAUUCAUGUGAAUGAAGUGUGUCAUGCAAAUGAGGUCAAGUUCUUUGCUGCUGACGUUUUUGGCUUCUACGGAUUCAUGUUUGCUGAUCUUGGAAAACACAAAUACGUUGAGUAUGUAUUAAAAUAUAUAAUGGCGCAUUCCUUUUAGUGCACACAAUACUUCCAAUCUGUCUACUGUACCUUUUCAGUGGCAAGAUAAUAGAAUUUAUUAUUGAAAUGUUGUUGUUAUCAGGGAAAAGCCCAAGGUCAUUAAGGCAGCAGAAAAGAAAAAUACCAGAUCAGAUGGGGAACCAGAGGCCAAGAGGCAGAAAAUUGAUGUGAAUGAAACCACUGUGGUACAAGAGGUAAUAAUACACACAGCAAAAAAUUACGACAAUUUCUGAAGUCAAUUCUCACUUAACACGUGCGCCCCAGAAUUGCCCAUAACUGACUGAUGAGACAGUCACUGUUAAAAAAGUAGAGUGUGAAGAGUCUCCCAAUUGCAAAAAAGAAAAUCACAAGCGAGCAUGACAUGGGAGAGAAAAAAGGCAGGGGAGUCUGUGGACCCUGUUUCAAUGCCGCCCAUCCAUGAUUCCAGCUUCGUGCAUGAUUGGUCAGAUCACUGACUGUUGGCAAGACAUUAGUGAGUGAUGAAUAAUACCUGCGUGCAUGUGAAUGUUAUUAAAGCCAAUGCAUUCAGGCAUAAAAAAAAUCGAAAUUUGACAGGUCUAAUUACCUUGACAUUUCACAUAAAAAUGAGUUACAGGAUAAUUGCAAGUGGGCCAAUUAGUGGCAUCAAACAAUUAAUUCUACAGGCUCCCCGUUCUUUUUUCUCUCCCAGGCCAUGUUCGACUUGCUUUGCUCACCGAUUUUCUUUUUCACCCUGUUCAACUUGGGAGCCUGUUCGCAGGCUAUUAAAAAAAAGGGUUACAGUAUUACAUUGUGAUUGCUGUUUUCAUUAGUUUGCAGAGUUCUUCAGAUUAAAAGCUGCUCUGACAGCAAAACUGGAUAACAAACCUGCAAAGAUUUUAAAAAGAUUACCGUCUGUAUAUUUUAUAGUAAAAGGUUAGUACAAUGUGAAUUGAACCUUUUUAUAGUCCACUUUUUGCACUUCAUUACGACUGGAGAUUCAAAAGUUACAUGUAGAAGUAGCUUUCAUCUGAAUGGUUACAGUUAGGAUUUCAUACAAACCCCUUUGGACAGUGGAGGUGUUUAUAGCACAAUAUUGAAUAAGGAUUGGUCUCCCAGGCAGGAGGGCAUGGAGUGAAACCCAGGCUGGAGCAACACCUGUUCCCUGUCCACAUGGAUACAGAAAGAUAUUUUUUAAACAACUUUUUUUUUUACACAACUCAGCCUUCUUUCCACCUGGGGCCACUGAAACCACUCACCAAAAAGGGCUUCUAAGAGAAUGAUACCACAACAUACAUACAACCCAAGGUGAGGCUAUUUACUGGGUGCUGGAAACAUUACUCACUCAAAACUUGGAUAAGAACUCACUCGGACUUCAGAUAAGAAAUCCAUAUGCAGGUCACACAGUUCAUCCACAACUCUGGACUUUUCAUUCACUAACUUAUUUCUGACCUAGCGAUGGUUUCAGUACCUGGUAAAAUAAUAGCCUGACUUCUGGCUCUAAGAUUGUUGUGGUCUCUUUUCACUCAAUUCCUUUUCUUAUCUAUAAACAUGCUGCUUUGCAGUUAUAUUACGCUUUCAAAGCCAGUAUGGCCGGCUUCCACAGACUAACAAAAAUCCUAAGGAAAAGGAACAUUUAUUAGUGCUCAGAGAUGAAGUCAUGAAGGAGCUGAACCUCGACCAAACACUUCUUCCAGAUGAAUUUGCUAGGUAAGCAAGCAAAACUUACAAACAUAACUUUUACAAUGAUAAAUCAAUUGACAUUGACUCCUGAGAUACAGAUAUAUGGAUGAGCUUAAGAUUGCUAGGCGUGAAAGAAUCAUGAACAUGUCUCCAGGGGGGACUGUAACUUUUUGUCUUAUUGUGUUUUUCUUGAAUCUAAAUGUAAAAGCAUUUGUUUGUAGCUCAGGGUUACUUUCUACUGUUAUAUAAUAAUCAUUGCACCUUUAUCAUUGUGGCAUAUCAUAAAAAAACCAUAGUCACCAAGAUUGAUUUUUACACAGUUCUCCCAUUCUAUAUUGAGUUUGCUUACAAAAGUAGAUUAUUGGACCUUUAUGACUCCUAUUCUCCUUUAAGUAGGUUUGUAUUUUUCCCGGUUUUUUGGCUUGAUAUGUCAAGUUUUCUGCCAGAGAUUAGGGUGGUAUUUUCACACAGAAUAACAACUGUAUGCUAGGUUUCCUUAGCAUAGUGAUACAGCAAACUUACUCAUUUUCAUUACAAAAAAUUUGCCCAUAAAAGUGCACCGUCAAACAUGUCUCUUGACAGGUUUCAUUUUUAAACAUGUUCUCCCCAGUAUUGUUUUUAUAAAAUGUGUGGAUUGUUACAUGGCAAAUUUACAACUUGGUAAUUUAUUUGAAUUUAAUAGCCAUUGUACAGCACAAGUGAGUCCAGUGUGUGCUAUUGUUGGCGGUGUUGUGGGACAAGAAGUUGUGAAGGUAUAAAGAUAAUGUGGUUUGGCUUUAAUGUCUUGGUUGUAGGUAACAACUAGCCUGAGAAAACAGCCAACCUUUUGCCGGGCCAUGACUGGUUUCCCCCCAAAAUGACGUCUGAGAAAUGACAGUAGAAAUUCCAUUCUGAUGACUUGUCACUACCGCAUGUCUGGGUAGCACUAAUGAUUGGUUAAAGCAAAUUUCCCAUGCGGCAUGGCCAGUCAGAAGCACUAGCCAGAUCUGGGUAGUGACAGAUCAUCAGUACGGAAUUUCUUCGCUUGUUUCUCAGACAUCAUUUCAAUCACAGGGAAACCAGUAGUGGCAUCACAAAAUGUCAGCUGUUUUCUCAAUCGAGCUAAUAACAAAAGAAGGAAUUAAAAUAAAAAGGAAUAUCGAUAAGACAGUCAAUUUUAACCCUUUCACCUUGAGACCAAGCUAUGAUGAGAUGAUUUAUCGCCAAAUUUUAUAAUGGUGUUACCACUCAACUAAAACUCUUCGGCAAAACGUUUCCAUUGUGUUACUUCUUUAAAUUUUACUAAAAGGAAUUUCUAAUUUUUGUGAAUAAAUUAUUCAAUUUGGCCACUGUUAGAGCUUUUUAUGAAAUUAAAACGAAUGUUGUUGAAAAUGCCAAAUCAUGAGACGGAAAGUAAAAUCAAACUGCUCCGCCCUCUAACCACGCACUUUAAAAGACCUUGUUGGACACCUCUAUCAAUCUUACUGUAAGUUGGGCCAUUUACUAGUUUCGUUUGUAGCAACCACCCUUAUAAUUAGUAAUGUUAAAGGCAUAUGGUAUGAUUUUUGUUUGUUUUCUGAAAUUGCUGUCAUUUGUUUCAAUUUUUGUAGGCAGUCUCUGGAAAAGAUGCUCCGUUAAAUAACUUCUUCUUCUAUGACGGUUUAGAGGGGCAUGGAAGUGUAGAGUGCUUCAAGUGAUGUUUGCAGAAGCUGUGGUUUAGUGUCUGGAAGAUUAAAGUUCAGAGAUAUUGAAAGUCAUUCUACUACAAACAGUGAACUUUAAAUUUAACAUUCAGCAGCUGUAAGUGAACAUUAUGAGUAUUGAGGUGAUCACUGCUGAAGUACCUCAGAGCAUAACUCGCAUCUGGGAUAAUAGACAUCAAAAUAAUACUAUUCAAGUUGCUUCCCAAAGGCCAGUGUUUAUGGUAACAUUUUGAUGCAUGCAGCC
Molecule: messenger RNA, 7510 nt
Organism: Porites lobata
Lineage: Eukaryota; Metazoa; Cnidaria; Anthozoa; Scleractinia; Poritidae
Source: the annotation of a GenBank genome assembly